AGACAAAUAGAAGCGGAGGAAAUUGAAGGAUGGACUGGCGAAAGGGGGUUGAAAUGUUUUGAACUGCUGUGAUGCUGCUGUCGCGCUCUCCGGUGCGCCUCAAAUCUGUAUGGAGCAUCAGGAGUGGGCACAACUGGUGUCCUUUCAUAUUCACAGCAGCAACCAGUAGGCUUUGAGCAUCAGGUGACAGCACCCAUACUUAUUCCUUUUUUUUAUCACAUAGGUGCUGCACACUUCACUUUUACCACAGGAGAGGAAAAAGAGGAGCCACCUCCACGAGUAACUAUGGCCACAGAAUCCGCGCCCUGACGCGCUCUGGCGCCUGCAUGUUGGACCGGUGCUUGUGUGGACUAGUAUGAAGCGCCAUGGCUUGGUGUGACCGCGGGGUUCAAACGCUACUGGCCACAGUGGGGGCUUUCGCUGCCUUCAGUCUGAUGACCAUCGCCAUUGGCACGGACUACUGGCUCUAUUCGAGGGCAUACAUCUGCAACGGCACCAAUGCCACCACAGACGAGAACCAGUCGCAGCCCAAAACUAAAAAGGGUGAUCUCACCCAUUCUGGGCUGUGGAGAAUUUGUUGUAUUGAAGGCAUCAAUCAAGGCAGCUGUUACAGAAUCAACCAUUUCCCUGAUGACAACGACUACGACACAGACAGCUCAGAAUACUUGCUGCGUAUAGUUCGUGCCUCCAGCGUGUUCCCCAUUCUCAGUACUGUCCUGCUGAUGCUCGGUGGGUUGUGCGUCGGGGUUGGCCGAGUCUACAACAAGACGAACAACGCCCUCCUCAGCGCAGGCAUUCUCUUCGUGGCUGCAGGUCUGAGCAACAUCAUCGGGAUCAUCGUCUAUAUCUCCAGUAACGCAGGAGACCCGAAUGAUAAGCGCGACGAUGACAAGAAGUACACCUACUCCUACGGCUGGUCCUUCUACUUCGGCGCCCUCUCCUUCAUUGUGGCCGAAACUGUGGCCGUCCUCGCCAUCAACAUCUACAUCGAGAAAAACAAGGAGGUUCGCUGGAAGGCGAGGCGCGAGUUCAUCCGUUCCCUCUCCUCAUCUUCCCCGUAUUCGAGGAUACCGAGCUUCCGCUACCGCCGGCGGACGUCGCAAGCCAGCUCUCAUUCCACGGAGGCUUCCCGGGAGAACUCGCCGGUGGUUGGUCUGAAGGGGGCGCCAUCUUCCAGUGGGCCCCUGGAUGAGUUGUCCAUGUAUGCCAUGGCAAGGGACAGUGUGGCAGAGAACACGUACAGCCCUGAACAUGAGUCGGCAGCUGAGUUCCUUCAGGUCCAUAACUGUUUCCCCAAUGACUUAAAGGAUGGGGUGAACCGCAGGACCACACCGGUGUGAGUUGAAUAUUGCUGAGCUCAAGGUUCACCUGGAGGAAUAUGGACAUGAAAUAAUGUAAAGUCUUGUGAUAACUUGCCAUCUUAGAGAGACACUGUCCAUUUUGAAAGGACCGAAAGGAGACAAGAGGACAGUCAUCUGGAUAGAGAACAAGCCAGACUCAUUUAUCUACUCUCAGAGAUCACAGUAAAAUUACUACUGUCUGUGCCGUAGCCAUUAGUGUCGUCUUUUAACUGUGCAGAAAUGCUUCAAUGAGCAGUGUGUUGAUCAUAACCUUUCGUCGGUGCAACGGUCGCCGCACUUCAUGACUGGAGACAGAAGCGUUGACAGUCGGCAGUAUUCUACCUGUAAAUUACUGAACAAGGUGCUAAAUCAAAUCAACAUUUACAAGUUCAAUUUGUGCGUGAUGUCGCAGUGUGGACCUCUCUCCAAAGUGUGUGAAGUGGCCUCAUGUUUGGUUUUGCCUUAUGCCGUAAUGACGGAUUUAAAAGAGACGAUGGGCUCUGUCUUCAAAUAAUGUGAAGCAUUUAAACGUCAAAUUUUAAAUCUCAUUUCAGUGUCUUCACAAAACGUUCGACUUGCUGAGUUGUAUUAUACUGAAUGUUUAGUAGUCUAGCAGAUUGCGCAAGUCGAUCGUCCAAUCCUCCAAACAAUAUGAAAGGUUUCGUCUCCCCCACUGUCUCUUCCUUGAUCCUCUUCUCCUUUGAUUCCUUUGUCUGAGUGGAACAAAAUGCUGUUUUUGCCAGUGGAACACCUUUGUUUAGUGGUCUUUCUUUUUUUUGAUCAGUCUGCCAUCCUUCCAUCGCACCUCCUUAUGGGUGUGACAUUGUGUAUUUUGCCUGUCACAAGAGAAGAGCAGCUGACAAAAAAAAAGAAUGAAAGAAAGAAAUGGUGCGCCCAGCACUGUGAAAAAAAGGCAGGUCAGGACUUCCUUCUCGCUCUGAAUGGAGUCUUGGCUUCCAGUGUUUAAUAGAUAAGCAUCAGAGCCAGGGAGAGAAUACAGACCAUGUCUGUCUGUCUGUCUGUCUGUCUGUCUGUCUGUCUGUCUGUCACACAGGCUGUGAGUCCGUCUGGCAGCUUUGUCCCCUCUUCCACAACGAACAGAGGGGCCCAGACAGGAGCUGUCUGGAGUUGAGCCUCUGAAGGAUUUGGCUCUUUCAGACGCGUAUGUGUGUGUGUUUUUGUGCAGCCAUCUUUCUGAGGACCAGUUGUGACACCAUCAAAGUGAGGACAUAUGUACAAAGUGAAGACAUUUUGCCCUGGCCUCACUUUUUUACAAGGCUAUUUGAAGAUUAAGACUUGGUUUUAGGGUAAAGGUUACAAUUAGGUUAUGGUUAGGAUUCGGGUAAGGUUUAGUUGGGAUGGUAAGGGUUACGAGGUAGGUACCUCACAAAGAUAGCCAUACAAACAUAUGUGUUUGCGUGUGUGUGUGUCUGUGUGUGUGUUUAUUAUCGAGCUGCGCAUCCAUCACCGCUCUGUCUUUUAGUUCUCUCAGGAAAUACAGCGUUGUUGUGGCAGGCUGAACUCUUUUGAGGUCCUCUCCUCGCUUUUGUGGCAUUUACAGGAGAUUGACCAGUGAUGAAGCAAAACCGGGUGAAAAUGAUUUGAGGAUCAAACAAAAUGACUGUGUUCAGUAAACAGUGCAAGUGUUUACUUGCUCUAAGAACCACCUGGUGUGCAUUUCCUCCAGGGGAGAUCUCACUCGAGCACAGGAUAGGGUUGUCUUAAAUGAGUCUGAUACUCCAUUAGAAAAACACUAUGUAUCUAGCUCAGCACAUUUAAAGGAAAGCCAUCAGUAUGACCCACUCUGAUCUUUUAUAUUAGUGUUUGUUUGUAAUGUAUAGCUGUACAAUUGUAUAUAUACAUAUAUAUAGGUACAAUAAAAACAUAAAAAAUAAAAAAAAACACUGAAUGUGCAAAGACAUGAACAGAGAAUUCAAAGCAUUAUUCUACUGAGCCAUAUCUCAAUAAUAAUGCCUUGAUGAAUCUCAAUUCAACUUUUUAUAUCCAGGUAAUCACACGCUGGUUUUUCUGUGCCAAAAAAAAAAAAGAUUAAUCUAUUAAAUAUUCUGUUUUGUAAGGUGAAGUACAGUAAAUACAUUUGUGUAUGUGGCAGUUCUAGUUCUACUUUACCAGAUGUGCAUACAUUGAUUUAUGGCUUUUUGUCGUAAUAUGGACGUUUUUGUUUUUCAUCCAGAACUUGACUACAAACAUUUGCACAUGGAUGUUCCGAACUGGAAACCGAGGCGCAUUUCAUUGUAAAGUCCUCUUCUUUGCUGGAGUGUGUUCAAGAUCAAACGUGUCCAAAUAUCAUCACUAUUGUUUCAGUGCCUUUGUUCUGUCCUAUGGUCUACUGUAACCUCUGAUCAAAAAGAGCUUUUUGACUGAAUUUACUUCUCUCUUUAUCCAGUUUCAGGCAGUACUUCAAAACACAUUGUACGGCGACAAAUAAAACACAAUCUGGGUUAUACUGUU
Messenger RNA from Mugil cephalus (flathead mullet), 3812 nucleotides. It is a transcript of the gene cacng4b, whose product is annotated as calcium channel, voltage-dependent, gamma subunit 4b. Bases 366 to 1340 code for a protein of 324 amino acids. The record is from RefSeq and is a predicted model, not a curated record. Gene Ontology annotation, molecular function: voltage-gated calcium channel activity; channel regulator activity. NCBI's taxonomy places the organism in Eukaryota, Metazoa, Chordata, Actinopteri, Mugiliformes, Mugilidae. Gene Ontology annotation, biological process: transmission of nerve impulse; positive regulation of synaptic transmission, glutamatergic; neurotransmitter receptor transport, postsynaptic endosome to lysosome. Gene Ontology annotation, cellular component: voltage-gated calcium channel complex; AMPA glutamate receptor complex; postsynaptic density membrane. The transcript has 4 exons.